This is a messenger RNA of Penicillium odoratum, 897 nucleotides long. RefSeq lists its product as uncharacterized. The record is from RefSeq and is a predicted model, not a curated record. The transcript has a single exon. NCBI's taxonomy places the organism in Eukaryota, Fungi, Ascomycota, Eurotiomycetes, Eurotiales, Aspergillaceae. Bases 1 to 897 code for a protein of 298 amino acids.
AUGCAAGCCUACUACCCACCCCCGCUAUUCCAAGAUGAUGCAGAGCAGCCCGGAUUUUGGGCCAAUGCAGCAGCCAACGGAGACAUUUGGACUAAGAGUAUCCAGCUCCGCCGGAAGCCGGAUUUCGUCCUUUCUGCUCUACUCCAGCUUCCACUCCUUCGAGAACCAGCCACGCGCCUCGAAACUUCCAGCAACUCGUUCCUGCUCUUGGUCAAAAGUCGGACUUGGCAUGCCUUGGGCUUGCUCGCUCAAGCAGUGGGAACGAAGAUGGACGUCGAACAGCAGUGUCAAUGUUGUCAACGGGGACACGGCCAAUUUGUGUCUUGUGUUAUGGUCCUCAGCCUUCAACAUCUGAUGCCAGGAUGUGUCAACUGUUAUUGGGGCAAUCGGAGGAACAAGUGCAAGCCCGGGAAGACCCAUCCUGUCCCUACCCCGAACUUUCCUCACGCUGCCAUAGAUGCAGUGCCUACGAUCGCCAGCCCUGCUGAGAGCAUCCCCAUGGAAAGUCCAUUCACUCCCAUAGGAAGUCCAUUGAUUCCGAUGGAAAGUCCCUUCAGUACGAUAGAAAGCCCUUUUAGUGUGAUGGAAAGUCCCUUCAGUUCGAUGGAAAGUCCCUUCAAUUCGAUGGAAAGUCCCUUCGGUGCGAUGGAUAGUUCCUUCAGUGCGAUGGAAAUCCCAUUCAGUUCAACAGAAAAUCCAUGCAUUCCCGUGGAAGGUCAUAGCCGGAGUUACGAAGAGCUUGAGCAUGCACUGGAGAUGGAACUUCUGGCGAAGAUGGAAUCGCAAUUGAAAUAUGUGUUUGCCAAGAGGCGAGUCAAGGACGCCUUGGCUGCGCUCAAUGUGCACGACGAGCGCAUCCAAGAUCUCCUUUCCGCUAAGCGGAGACUUCUGGAUUGA